Messenger RNA from Mugil cephalus (flathead mullet), 7057 nucleotides. RefSeq names its product homeobox-containing protein 1-like. Gene Ontology annotation, molecular function: double-stranded telomeric DNA binding. The transcript has 10 exons. Gene Ontology annotation, cellular component: nucleus. The coding region runs from base 201 to 1736 and encodes 511 amino acids. The record is from RefSeq and is a predicted model, not a curated record. Gene Ontology annotation, biological process: positive regulation of DNA-templated transcription. Lineage: Eukaryota; Metazoa; Chordata; Actinopteri; Mugiliformes; Mugilidae.
GUUCCUUGCGUCAUUGUGUCAACAUGGCGCCUGUCUACCGGACAAAAGGCGAAUCUGUCUGACGGCGGAUUGAAGCCCAAUUAGAAGCAGGGGAGACAUUUUGGGAAAACUGUCAGUGUCCGUGUGUCCCUGUGCCCCAAGGCGACAGAUACAUGGUAAAAAACGACGUCUGUGGAGGCUCUUAAACUGGAAUAAUAAGGAUGUUCCAGCAGUGUGAGGAGCCUCGCUUCACCAUUGAGCAGAUCGACCUCCUCCAGAGGCUACGGAGGACGGGGAUCACCCAGGCCGAGGUCCUCCACGCGCUGGACACCCUGGACCACCUGGACCGCCAGCAUGGACACAAGUUGGCCCACAAACCCUCCUACAUGCCGCCCUCGUCUUCCAACGCCAUCGCAGCCUCCUCCUCCAUGACUUCCACCUCCACUCAGACGACUUUCCCCGACAACCGGCUCUCGCUGUCGCCUAAUAACAAUUUCGACACCACCUCCCCACCUCUGCCGGUGGCAGUAGCCUCGCCCGUUGCCAUGGCAGCGGUGGCCCAGAACGGCCUAGUUGCCGUGACCAACGGAAAGCUUUCGCCGCCUCGAUUCCCCCUCGCCGUGGUUAGUGGCAGCGUGACCACGCCGGGCUAUGGGUUUGAGGCCGGCGAAGAGGACAUGGACGUUGAUGAAAAGGUGGAGGACUUGAUGAGGAGGGACAGUGCUGUGAUCAAAGAGGAGAUCAAGUCCUUUCUGGCGAACAGGAGGAUCUCUCAGGCUGUGGUGGCUCAGGUAACAGGGAUCAGUCAGAGUCGGAUCUCCCACUGGCUCCUACAACAGGGAUCAGACCUCAGCGAACAGAAGAAACGAGCCUUCUUCCGCUGGUACCAGCUGGAAAAGACCAACCCUGGUGCCACUCUGGCCAUGCGAGCCGCCCCACUGGCUCUGGAGGACAUGAUGGACUGGCACCAAGCCCCGCCCCCUUUUGGCUCGGCCCCCGGGGGCUUCCGCCUGCGACGAGGGAGCAGAUUCACCUGGAGGAAGGAGUGUCUGACCGUCAUGGAGAGCUACUUCAGUGAUAACCAGUAUCCUGAUGAAGCCAAGCGAGAGGAGAUUGCCACUGCCUGCAACGCCGUCAUUCAGAAGCCAGGAAAGAAGCUGUCUGAUUUGGAGCGGGUGACAUCUCUGAAGGUCUACAACUGGUUUGCCAACCGUCGCAAAGACAUCAAGAGACGUGCCAACAUUGAAGCAGCCAUCUUGGAGAGCCAUGGCAUCGAGGUUCAGAGUCCUGGGUGUCAGUCCAACAGCGACGAGGUGGAUGGCAACGACUUCCCAGACCAGGCCUGUGAGGUGUCCUUAUUUGACAAGAGAGCUUCAGCCAGGCAGUUUGGUUUCAGUCGAGCUGAUCUGUCCUCUCCAACCCAGGUCCCCACGCUGCUUCCCAGCUGGUUCUCCGCCUUGGGAAGAGGAGCCAUGUCCGGACAGAGGGGCGCUUCUCUGAUGGGCCGCUCCAUAAUGCCAGGGGCGGGCCACCAGCCAGAAGGCUCCAGGAUAACAGGCGUGUCCUGGUCCCCUCCUUCUCCCUCCCUCCAGGACGAACCCACGAUCCACAGCGCGCUGUCCGAGCCCCAGGACCCGGUGGCUCUGGACAAAGCAGCGUCGGCGAGCGACAGCAACCAGGCCGUGGCCGGCCACGUGGUGGGAGCGGGGAGCGGCCUGGGCAGUGACAUCAAGACGGAAACGCUGGAGGAUGACUGAAAGCGACGGUGGAUACCGGAGCUGUCAGAGAGAUGAACAGGUGUCAUUAUAUGCAAGCAGAUUUUAUAGGAAUGUAACAAGUUGAAAAACAAACAAAAAAAAAAAAAAAAAAAAAUGACCAAAAGUCGUGUAAACUCCAACCCUGAGAUACCUCCCAACCCUACCUCCAACCACCAACCUGCUCCGCUACGCUCUUAUAGGCAUUAUUAAUGUACUAUAAUAAUAAUAAUAACAAUAAUAAUAAUAAUAAAUCUAUAAAUAUACUUUUAUUUGUGUUCAGCAAUUUAUGGAAGAUUUAAAAUGUGCAUAAAACAAACUCAACAAAGAAAGUAGAAUCACUUAUGAUAUUCAGCAAAUAUAAGGAAACUGUAAAAGUUUUUCCUCUCCAUUAAUUUCUUUGUUGACUUGUGUCAUAUCGAGGCAUUUUAAACCUUCCAUGUAAAGCUGGUGAACAGGACAUGCCGCUUCGUGGGGAUUGUCCUGCAUAAACUGCGUUUCUCACAGCAGGACAACACUGUAUUUGACACGGGGUUCAAAUAGUUUCAGGGUCUUGCACUGUGAUCACAACACAACUGAAUUGCCUCAAAAGAGAGAAUACAUUAAUUGGAAAGUUCAUCUUCGCUGAUGGUUUUAAGACGAUGUAGCGCAUUUCAUCUCAGUUCUUUAUAUUUCAGAUUCCCGCCGAUUUAGUUUGAGGCGGCGGAAGACGUCUGAGCUCACAGCGCGUUGAGAAUAUUGCUGUGAGUCUAAGAUGAUGUGCAAAAGGAAAAAAAAAAAACAGAGUCAACUUCCCGUCUGAUGAUAAUAAUAAGCCCAAUAAUAUAUGGAAGCAAUGAAAUGCCAUAAUUUGCAUUAUUACAUAACUGAAUACCUAGUUAGGACUUUUAAUCACUACUGAAUACCUAACGUCAUUUAAAUAUUACUGUAUUUAUUCCACAUAUUUAACAUUUUCAGUUUCCACUUUGAAAUAAUCGUAGAUUUCAAGUGUUUGAUGUCAACAUCGAUAUCAUUUACAUAACUUAUUUUUCAUGUAGUGUUUUUAAAAUGCACUCAGUAGAUACUUCAAACCAGACUUUAAACUUCAUAAAUACACGGUUUUCUAAGUAAAAUAAAAUAUUUCAAUACUAUGAAUUCAAUAAUAUUUAAAAAAAAGAAAAGAAAAAAAAAGCUGUAUUCAGUCGAGAGCGAAACUCACAAUUAGGUCUUCACUGUUUCCGAUAAGCCCGGAGCUUUGCUUCCAUAUCAGUAAGACGUACUUUACGUUUCUUGAUACACAAGAAGAGCCAAAACUGUUGAAAGAGUUGUGUAAAAAAAAAAAAAAAAAAAAAAAAAAAAAAUCAAGAGACGUGUACGUUCACGCGAGCGGGUGUUGUUUAUUCAUUCGUGCCUGAAUGAGGCAGAAUGAUGGAUCACUGUGAUAAUCUGUAUCAGUACAAUAGAUCAGUUUGGUGGGAGGAAUCCAAGAGUGUCCUAAAGCUGUUUAGAUACUACAGACUAAAGUGUGACGUGAAUACACGCAUAUACGACGUGUGUGUGUGUGGGCGCGUGCAAGCACACACACACACGUACUUAUAUACAGUAUAUGUACCCUAAUCCAUUUCUAUAUACAGUAUGUAGACUUAUUAGCUUCAAAUGAGAGAAACUAUCAGUAUGAGUCUUUCUUGUUGGUGAAAGCUGAGUGAAACAUUAGCCAAAGUAUUGUUUUAUAAUUUGUGUAUUUUUUUUCCGAGUGUAUGUUGGAUCUAUGUGUUAGAGAUAUGCUAAUCAAGGGCACAUCAGAUGUGUCGAAUAAUCGCAAGCAAGACGCAUCCUUUUUCCCUCGUAGGUAUAUCUGUGUCUGUGCUCGAUAUGCCAUGUGUUGUAAACACACGCCGUCACGUUGAACUUGUAUGUGAAUCGACACUUUAUUGGAUCAGUACCGUGGUGCUCAGAGCCCCUGUUUAAACAUUUAAUUGAUCACUGUGAGUGACCAACCGAUCAGAUCAGAUCAGAUCAGAGCGACGGCAGGAAACGAAUGUUUUCCUCAGAACAGUAAUUUGCGUUUAAUGAACUCUUCCCGAACGAGGCAAAAAAGGAAAAAAAAACUCCAGUUAAGGUUUCAUAUACAUCAAAUUUCAAAUAUUUCAGUUUUUACAGCCACUGUAGAAGUCCAUACGCUGAGAUCUCUAUAAGCAAUUACUAUAAAUCACAGUUUGCCUUUUUGUUUUAACCAUGAAGUCAUGUCCAAGCAUAUUUAACCACAUUCAAAUAUUAGAAAGAAUAAAUACAUAAACAAUGCUCAAUAGCUGCAUUUCCAUUACACUUUUUCAAAAUAAAAGCGUUAUUUCAGAAAUUUCGAUAAAGUACAAUUGCGCUUUGUACGUGUUUCCACUGAAAGGUGUUUUGUGAAUGAGCUGUAACUCUCGUGGAUAUCUCAUAAAUCUCUUAAAUUCUGAUCACUCGAGAUUUUUUAUUUCUGGUGACGCAGGUGACAGGAAAUUGCUAAAAAAGUGUUUCCAUUGCACUUUUGCGAUAAACUUUUAUAUCGAUACAUCUGGAAAAAAAAACACAUCGUGAGAGCAUAAAAGUGUUUUAGAGAUAUCUGAGAGGUAGGUGUUUCCAUUAGCAGGUUUUUAUCGCAAUAUUUAGAUUUUGCGCAUUUCUAAGGGUAAUGGAAACAGCAGCAAGUGUUCUCGUUUAUUGGUUCAGAAGUCACAAAGUAUCUGAUUAAUUCUGGUUAAUUAUUCAGACGGUGUCUUUUCAGAAGAGAAAAUAAACGAAACACGUUUAAAAGUUUAAAAGUCACACAUUUACAUGUUGAUCAAAACCUACAUUUCUACAUGAUCACAUACGAAGAAUAAAAUGUAGACUAGCUGCUUUUAAGCUAUGAGCGUUGACUACUGCCACCUACUGGUGUGGAGAGUUAUUUCCUUUCACGUAUUGACACCCUCUUGAAAUAAUAGCCAGUCUUUUUUUUUCAGGUUUUUCAAAAAAAAAAAAACAUAACCAAAUAUUGAAUAUAUUAAAACGUAAUUUUGUCAAAAAAAUUGACUUAGGCCGUUAUUUUAAGAAGAGGACGAUAUGUAUUAGCUGCCAUUGGCUGUAGUCUCUGCUGAGUUAAAACCAAGAGAGGAGCGUCUCUAAUUCUAAUGCAUUACUAGAGUCUCCUUACAGUGUACUGACACUUUUUAGUGGUUAAAAAUUAAAUAAUGAUACAUGUAAACAUAGCAUUAGAUCCAAUCCUAAAUCUUGACUUCUGCUCAGACCUUUUUAUGUUCAAGUGCCUUAUUCGUUGCAGUGAACCAACACGGGCUCAGUGCAGACUUCUCCAGUGGCUGUACACACAUCACUGUACCUCCACCACUACUACUACUAAUACUACUACUACAACUACUUCUACUAUAGUAAAGAAAGCUAAACUCAUGAUGUUCUGUUACAGCUAACACUAAAGUGGCUCCAUUCAAACCGGUUCAUCAUAGUCCAUCACCAGGUGCUCUUCAGGCUAAGCUACUAGUUCAGAGUUAAAAACUCAACACAAAUACCUCACUCCCCCGUCCCCCUCAGCUAUAAGCUACACCCCACUGGUUCCUCCACGGCUGCUCCAAUGUGAAUCAGAGUUUGGACUGUGGAGAGAUAAUGGAACUGUAGAGCAGAUUAACUCGGAGGAGACUGACGGCUAACUGUGACGAGGCUGUAAAGACGACUCACGCUCAGUGUCUUCUAAAAGGGAAAUUCCUCCUCGAACUUGAGCCAAUAAAUAUUAAGUUUGAACUUAAAGGGAAAUUCCACUCAAAGAAAAAAAAAAGUAUUCAUUCAUAAGCUUCUGAGACGUGAAAUACUUAAAUAGCCCCCCCCCCUCACCUACCCCCCCAAUCCCAGAGAAAAUGGACGUUUUGUGGAAUGUCUCUUUAAUUGUACGGCAGCCGAGCUGUCCCAGGUGUCUUUGCUUUAAGCAUUUCAGACUUUACCACCAAACACUGGUCAUCUCUUUGAGUGAUUUACACAGAAACAUGACAAUAUAGUGUCCCACAAAGGGUUAAAUAAUGUGUCUUUUUUUUUCUUCUUCUUCUUUAUAAUCUGCUAAGCAGAAGCCUUUCUGAAAUGAAUCUGUGGAUUCAUUUGAGACAACAUGCUGUUCUGAGAUUACUUCCAGGAUUUUAAAUCAUUUCUCCCAUCGCGGUCAUGGUAUUAAGAGGUCUGAGGCAGCAGAUCGGCUUUAGUUUAUUUCUGUUUAGUUUAGGAAAUGCAAAUUUAAACCAAAUCCAUGACGCAAAUUAUGAGAUGGGAGGGAAAAAAAAAAGGCGAGAGAAUGAUGGAUUUAGAAUAAAAGAAAACGGAAAGAAAAAAAAGCAUAAACGAACGUCAUGAAUUAUUGGUAUUAUCCUCUGGAAGGGUCCAAGGUGAAUCUUGUCACGUGUCAAACAUUUGUGAAAGGUCACCAGGACGCACUGCAGUGUUCAAAACAUUCAAGAGGGGAAACGCUUAGAUUUAAUUAGCAGUAUUUAAAACAUACCUAACUAAUGAUGUUGCGAAUUAAAACCAAAACGACAUAUUACCGAACAGCAACCUCACGAUCUUUUCUGUGGUUUCUUUCAUUGCUUUGGUUUGUCUAGAUGUCCAUUUUUAUUGCCUCUUUUUUUUUAUUAUUAUUAUUAUUUUUGUGCCACAGUGUGUUUUUGAUGAGUUGUCUGUUAAGCCAAAGUCCUGAUGAGACGGCGACACAAGGAGCCUCCAGUUGUGUCAGGGCUGCCGCCUUCGUUGUGUCUUUUCAUUUGGUUCGAGUGCAGUGUCUGCCAUCUGCCUUCAGUCCUCUGUUGCCUUGUUGUGCUGUUCUGUUUUGAAAGGAUGAGCCUCCCUCGCUCUCAUGCUAACCUGCACACGCACACGUGGCGCCGGCCAGAGCUCCUUCAUGUUGUCGUCGUCGUCGUCGUUUGCCUCUUCUGACGGACAGUACAGAAAUACUGUUUCGUGUUCAUCAAUGCAGUCGACAUUAAACGCAAGAGUAAAACAUAAAUAAACGGUGGUUGCCAUUCCACUCCGGCAAUAAGCUCUCCAAUAAAUCUGUGUAAAAUGAAAAAUAUCAAACCUCAGCAGGAUGUUUGUUGUAUCGGUUUUCAAUUGAUUUUCUUUGUUUUUUUUCUUUUUUUUUAUCCUCCUGUUCUUUUCUAUUUCAAGAUUUAGUGCCUUUUUUGGACGGUAGACUGUUGUGUAAUCGCUAUGUAGAGAAUCUACAUAUGCCUUUUGUUACUUUUUCAUCUGUUGGAUAAACCUUAUUUGUUAUUUUUAAGGUGCGUUUUUAUUGAUAUUCUAUUUACAAGGGAAUAAAAACUGAUCAGACUCCA